Molecule: messenger RNA, 3053 nt
Organism: Salvelinus sp. IW2-2015
Lineage: Eukaryota; Metazoa; Chordata; Actinopteri; Salmoniformes; Salmonidae
Product: frizzled-9
Biological process (GO): non-canonical Wnt signaling pathway; canonical Wnt signaling pathway
Cellular component (GO): plasma membrane
Molecular function (GO): Wnt receptor activity; Wnt-protein binding
Source: RefSeq, a predicted model, not a curated record
GACUAGAGAACAGAAUAUCCAAUAUAUAAUACAUUUUACCUCUGUAAGAAAAAUACAUUUGAGAAUGAGUUAAGGCGGGGCGAAACAAGUUCGUCAUCCAACUCCCGCCCCUUUAUUGAAGAGGCAGAGAGCAGAGCACAGAAAAUGUUAAUGCACUCAAGCGAUGGAGGGAGCUGGACGGCUUGGACGGCUUGAGUAUUUUUAAACGACCCAGUAUCCCCGCGUGUGGUGCGCUGGUGUGGAGCACAMGAGCCUACUAAAAUGUGAUUUUGAACAGCAUAUCAACUUAAAAUAAUUUCGGAAAAUAAGGACUUUACCUAGGCUUAUUACGGUUCAACGCAACUGCCUGGCUUGAGAUUUUAAUAUGCGUGAUACCGAUGGUAUAGACUAAUUGUUUACCAUUCGAACGUUCACAGCAUGUUGCCGUCACUUUGCUAAACAUGUGAAGCGUAUCGUGCUUUAACAUAUCCGACUGGAUUUGGAACUGUAAUUCCGAUACUGUUUUCAGGGAAAACAAGACGUUUUGCGGAGGUGUGCAAUUUUGACCAUAGGAGAGCCAUAUGGUCGGGUAUAAACUGAACUCACCUUGGAACUAACAUAUGUUUCAUCAGAAUUGACAGUGGGGAAAUGUACACAUUUUGGGCACCAACUCAUCAGUCUGGAAUUGCUACAACCACUGUUCCUUUCUAUUUUACUUUUCUAUUCUAAAACAAUAAGUACUUUGUGAUAUUAACUUUCCUGAUAUCAACAUGUAUAUUUUUCAUUUGAGGAUUGCCAUUUUACUCUGGUGCCAACUUGUUAUUGCUGCAUCCAGUUUGGAUAUCGGAGCAUAUGAUAUAGAGAGGGGCAGACCUGCAAAAUGUGAACCCAUCACCAUUCCCAUGUGCCAGGGCAUUGGCUACAAUAUGACAAGAAUGCCCAACUUCAUGAAAUACGAAAGCCAAGCAGAGGCCAGCAUCAAACUGAAUGAGUUUGCCCCUCUAGUGGAAUACGGCUGUGACGUGCACCUGCGCUUUUUCCUCUGCUCCCUCUACGUCCCCAUGUGCACUGACAAAGUGUCCACCACCAUACCUGCCUGCCGACCAAUGUGUGAGCAGGCCAGGCAGAAGUGCUCUCCCAUCAUGGAGAAAUUCAGCUUUGGCUGGCCUGACUCACUGGACUGCUCCAAGCUGCCCACUAAAAACAACCCCAACUCGCUGUGCAUGGAGGCGCCUGAGAAUGACACCAAGCAGGAGAUCAAGAAGGGGGAGGGCAUGCUACCGGUGCCCCCCAGACCCAGGCAGCCCGGCCCGGGUACCAGCGGGCGCUCYGGCAACAGCCUGGGUUCCUGCGAGAACCCAGAGAAGUUCCAGUACGUGGAGAAGAGCCAGUCAUGUGCCCCGCGCUGCUCCUCGGUGGUGGACGUGUUCUGGUCGCGGCAGGACAAGGACUUUGCCUUCAUCUGGAUGGCGGUGUGGUCCACACUCUGCUUCAUCUCCACCGCCUUCACUGUCCUCACCUUCCUGCUGGACCCGCAGCGCUUUCAGUACCCGGAGCGGCCCAUCAUCUUCCUCUCCAUGUGUUACAACGUCUACUCGGUGGCCUUCGUCAUCCGCUCGGUGGCCGGGGCCGAGAACAUCGCCUGRGACCGGGAGAAUGGCGAGCUCUACGUCAUCCAGGAGGGGCUGGAGUCUACGGGCUGCACCAUCGUCUUCCUCAUCCUCUACUACUUUGGUAUGGCUUCAUCUAUCUGGUGGGUCAUCCUCACACUCACCUGGUUCCUGGCCGCUGGCAAGAAGUGGGGCCACGAGGCCAUCGAGGCCCACAGCAGCUACUUCCACAUGGCCGCCUGGGGCAUCCCAGCCAUGAAGACCAUCGUCAUCCUAACUAUGAGGAAGGUGGCAGGGGACGAGCUGACGGGGCUGUGUUAUGUGGGCAGCAUGGACGUUAACGCACUGACCGGCUUCGUGCUCAUCCCUCUGUCCUGCUACCUGAUCAUUGGCACCUCUUUCAUCCUCACGGGCUUCGUGGCYCUCUUCCACAUCCGGAAGAUAAUGAAGACGGGCGGCACCAACACGGAGAAGCUGGAGAAACUCAUGGUGAAGAUCGGUGUGUUCUCCAUCCUGUACACGGUGCCCGCCACCUGCGUCAUCAUCUGCUACUUCUACGAGAGGCUCAACAUGGGGUACUGGAAGUUCCAGGCGCUGGAGAACAAGUGUGUGUCGUUCCCCGGGCGCCGGCAUGAGGACUGCUCACUGGAGGAGUCGGUGCCCACCGUGGCAGUGUUCAUGCUGAAGAUCUUCAUGUCUCUGGUGGUGGGCAUCACCAGCGGUGUGUGGGUUUGGAGUUCCAAGACCCUGCAGACCUGGCAGGGCCUGUGCAACAGGAAGCUGUCGGUGCGGACUAGCAGGAAGCCUUGUAGCAGCGUCAGCUGCAGCACCUCRCACUGUCACUACAAGUCCCCAGCCGUGGUGCUCCACAUGGCCAAAACAGACUCUUACCUAGAGAGCCCCACACACGUCUAACAUUUCAAGUGACACUUCUCACAGUGUCUUGUAUUGACAAUGCCAAAGGAUGCUAUUUUGUUAUGUGAUCAUUUGAAAAGCUCAGGUUGGAUUGCAUCUAAUGCUCGAUUAGUAGCAAUARCUGAACGUAACAGUGGUUGUGCUUUCGUUUGGUGACAGAUGAUCCACAUUGCUUUCAGUUAAACCACACAGUUCGGUGCACAUGCAGAAUCAGAUAUGCUUCUGAAGGAAACAUUUCUUGUAUUGUAUGCCAUAGAGCUAGUUGGUUGUUUCUGGUUAACCAACUGAACAUGAAUGCAAAAUAGAACUUGCAUGGAUGUAUCAACAUUUGGUUUAGUGUUCUCUCCCUGUAAAUGUAUUUAUUGUGUUGGGUAUUUAAUUGCAAGUUCUUCAUGGUGUUUCCUAAGGUUUUGUAUAUUGUAUAUAAAAGCACAUGUACUAAAGAGUUAUGAGUUAUGAAUAUAGGGCCUGUUGAGAUGUAUAAGUGCCUUUGCAAAUACAUAUUUUUCAAAACAAUGGACAUUAAUAAAACAUAUUUAUAUAUUUUCA